AUGAUCACCCUCAACUAUAUCAACAAUGAGACGCGACGCUUUCAAACUUACGUCUCGAAUCGAAUUGCAGAAAUACAUGAGCUUACAACGACCGACCAGUGGAGAUAUUGCCCUGGGCCUCUAAACCCUGCUGAUGAUGCAAGCCGGGGACUAGAAAUGCCGAAAUUCCUACAAAACGAACGGUGGUUGACGGGACCAGCAUUCCUUCUGCAACCAGAAGAAAAAUGGCCGGUGACGAAGCUACAGAACGUUCCUGAGACCUCGCUCGAAACAAAGAAAGAAAUAUACGCCAUCGAAGUCAGUCAUAUGAAAUCUUUGGAUGUUCUUAUUAACAGUACUUCCAAAUGGAUCAAGUGUUUACGAAAAAUCGCGUGGCUGCAGAAGUUCAUUCAAUGGAUCGAUGAAAAGCAGAAAAACCCGCAGUCACCAGACGUGGAGAAGAAAAUUACGCUAGAAGACCUCGAAAACGCAAGACGUAAAAUAGUCAAGCUCGUUCAAAGGCAAACCUUUAAUGAAGAGAUAGCAAAGUUAGUUAAAGGUCUUACGAUCAAAUCCAGCAGUCUAGCCAGACUAAAACCGACCCUUGACGAAGAAGCAAUUUUACGUGUUGGAGGCAGAAUUUCAAGAGCGCCACAAUAUCCCGAGACGCUGCGAACCCAAUGA
Messenger RNA from Paramuricea clavata, 663 nucleotides. Lineage: Eukaryota; Metazoa; Cnidaria; Anthozoa; Malacalcyonacea; Plexauridae. The record is from the annotation of a GenBank genome assembly.